UGGUACGUUCGUUCAUUAGUUCAGUUUCAGUUCUGUGCAGCUGUUCAUAUUUGAUUGUCCUGUGUGCUAGUGAUUUUUCGACAUUUUUAUAACGCUUUAAAUUUUUGUGAUCAUAGCCAACGGUUAUAUUCUAAUCCAAAAAUCUUUACUGUGAACGAUUCGAAACAAAUGCUUACAUAGACAUCUCGUGCGUCGUGCACCUUUUUCGUGACGUAACUGGAUUUCUAACAAAUAACUGUCCGUGUAGCGCUAACAAAGGUCGUGGCGACUAAUGGUUGCCGUUUUUAUGUGUUCGGGUGAAUUUUGACGGCGCGAUGUGGGAAUCUGAUUCUGAUACGGGGUCCCGCAGCGCGUCUUCGGACGGGCUGCGGCGACGCCAAGGAUGGGACCCCGAAGCGGAGAGCUUGGCCUCGCAGAUGGACGAGCUGGACGAGGUUCUAGCCGAGGAAGAGGACGGAUGCCCCUUGCCGUCCACCCCCGAGGAUCAGCACCUGCUCGAUGCCGAGAUGGCAGAAGUAUUGAAAGCGGGUGUGCUGUCCGAUGAAAUUGACCUUGGUGCGUUGGCACACAACGCCGCUGAGCAAGCUGAGGAGUUCGUCCGUAAAGUAUGGGAGGCGUCGUGGAACGUGUGCCACUUCAGGCACCUGCCACGCUGGCUGCAAGACAACGACUACCUCCACAAAGGACACAGACCACCACUACCGUCGUUCAGCGCGUGCUUUGCGUCUAUUUUCCGAAUUCAUACGGAAACCGGCAACAUCUGGACACAUCUACUAGGCUGCGUGGCCUUCAUCGGCGUGGCCAUCUACUUCCUGUCGCGACCCUCGAUCGAGAUCCAGAUGCAGGAGAAAAUGAUUUUCGGAGUUUUCUUUAUCGGUGCCAUAGUGUGCCUUGGAUUUUCGUUUGCAUACCACACCCUGUACUGCCAUUCAGAGAUGGUCGGGAAAUUGUUUUCUAAGUUGGAUUACUGUGGAAUAGCCCUGCUAAUUAUGGGCUCAUUUGUUCCAUGGUUGUAUUAUAGUUUCUACUGCCAUUACAGACCUAAAAUAAUAUACUUAUCUGUAGUGGUUGUGUUAGGAAUCCUGUCUAUCAUAGUGUCCCUCUGGGACAGGUUCUCAGAACCUCGUUUGAGACCUCUCCGAGCAGGAGUGUUCAUGGGCUUUGGUCUGUCAGGCAUUGUGCCUGCCAUCCACUAUGGCAUUACUGAAGGUUGGUUCAGCCAAGUGAGCAAAGCAUCACUGGGCUGGCUAGUACUUAUGGGGUUGUUAUACAUAUUGGGGGCUAUGUUCUAUGCCCUGCGUGUACCUGAGCGCUGGUUCCCGGGCAAGUGUGACAUCUGGUUCCAGUCCCACCAAAUAUUCCAUGUACUUGUGAUUGUGGCUGCAUUUGUGCACUACCACGGUAUCAGUGAGCUCGCAUCAUACCGUGUGACUGUAGGGGAAUGUUCCAUGCCUCCCUCGUCGAUUGCAUUCUAGCCCCUCCCUAUACCAAAUGUGAUAGUAGACCAUAGAUAAAUUUAAGUAGAAUUACAAACAUUCGAUAGCUUCACUGUAUAUUUUUUAAACAUAUAAACUACGAAUUUUUGUAAAUUUUUUAACAACAUGGCAAAGAUAAUACUGGCAACAACACUAAUGCUGAUAAAACUAGAAUUCAUACUUAGUGAGGCUGAAACGUGGGUUCACAUUGGGAUGUAAAUCAAGGGGGGAUAGUAAAUGUUAAGCGUAUGUCAUAGUUACUUGUUUAUUUAUUUUAAAAAUUAGUAUUAGUGUAUGAGUAGUUAUUGUUUUAGUACUUUCUAGUAACACUAUUUGCACCAGGGACUGCACACUUUAAAAUCACUUAGCAAAGAUUUUUUAUAAAUUUAUUUCAAUUGAGCUGUGUUAAGAUGUCAUAGUGUACUUAAAUGAUGUUUUGUUUACUUAUUUUCUUUGUUAUUUGCACUUAAAAUUAAGACCAGUGUUAGUAGCAUAGACAUAGUUUGGACCACAUGUGCAAUGCCCUUUCACUGUUCUUCCAUAUUUGUAUAAACAAGUCCACAGUUAAAUUAUCAUCCUUCAAUUUUUUGGCCUAAUUAUUAAACAUCUUUACAUCUUUGAAUGUUGAAAGGCCUUUUGUUUUGAACUAUUACUAUCAUUUCAUUUAAUCAAAGUUCCUAUUUAUUUCAUUAUCAGUAUUGAAUAAGCAGUUAACUAACAAGCAUUGCAUAGAAUCUCAAGUUAUCUAACCAACAUUCAUUUCAUUCUUGCCUCUUUGUUUGUUAAACCUUCUUUACACAUUACAGCUACAGAUAAUUUACUGGUCUAUAACUAACUUGCACAAUGAGUACAUCAUGUCAAUUAUAAGAUAUAAAUUGUUGUUGUUAUAAGAUUGACAAUUAUAAAUGUAUUUAAAUGGUGUACUUAUAAGUGUACUGGUUUUUGUAAGUUUUAAGUAACUACAGACAACAUUCCAUCAUUCUUUAAAAAUAAUUAUUUAAUGUUCUAUUUUCUGAUUUUAUUUUAACAUUGCAUAUAUUACUGGGCACUAACAUCAAUCUGCAUCAAAACUGUGGUCGACAUUAGUUUUAAAAAUAAAAAUAAAUAAUUCAAAGUAUAUUCUAAAUUGUUAUAAGUGUUCAUAAGUGUAAAGAUUUUAUGAGACAGAAAAUGUAAAAAAAAGAAUAAAAAGAUUUUGUGAUGUAUAUUGCAAAUUAAGCUCUAUUGUCUUGAAAAGUACAUUUAUAUUGGUAUGUUGGAUGGAAAGCUUAAAAAUUAUGUAAGUAGAAAUGUUGAUAUGGUAAUUAAAGAAAAAAAAAAUAUCUCAUAAAAAUAUUGUAAAGACAAUGUCUUACAUAAUUAUAAAGUUAAAGAGUAAGUGUAGCGGUAAUGCUGCUUUCUGUUUACCUAGUUUGAAUGUAUUCCGGACUCCAGUACUUGGCAUAUCAAACAACAUAAGUCGGAAUUGGACUGAGGAUAAAGACAAUAUAAUUAAAUGAGAAUUUUGUUUUGGGAAUUAUGUACGUAAUGUCUGUGGUGCCUUGCAGGGGUCAUGAGACAUUAAUAACAGUAUUUUACUUUUGCAGAGAUUAUAACUUCUUAUUUAAUUUGAUAUAAUAAUUUGUAGACCACACCAGUCUCCUAGUAUGUAAAUGAAAUGUCUUAUCGAUUUGAAUUUUUGUGGCACAUGUUUUUUUUAAUCGAUUUUUGUAAAAUACAUUGUCUUGAUUUGCUGAAUUGCUUUUACUGUUCUUGUGACAUUUGUUGAUUACUUGUUUUUGGUGGGAUUAAAAAUUAUGCAAUAAACAUUAAAAUAAAUUA
This is a messenger RNA of Trichoplusia ni (cabbage looper), 3296 nucleotides long. It is a transcript of the gene AdipoR, whose product is annotated as adiponectin receptor protein. Lineage: Eukaryota; Metazoa; Arthropoda; Insecta; Lepidoptera; Noctuidae. The record is from RefSeq and is a predicted model, not a curated record. The coding region runs from base 315 to 1475 and encodes 386 amino acids. Gene Ontology annotation, cellular component: plasma membrane. The transcript has a single exon. Gene Ontology annotation, biological process: adiponectin-activated signaling pathway. Gene Ontology annotation, molecular function: signaling receptor activity.